Acaulospora morrowiae is the source of this 927-nucleotide messenger RNA. NCBI's taxonomy places the organism in Eukaryota, Fungi, Glomeromycota, Glomeromycetes, Diversisporales, Acaulosporaceae. The record is from the annotation of a GenBank genome assembly.
ACCAUACACCACACCGAGCAUAAAUUCUUACGCAAAAUAUUAAAGGAAUAUUAUCAGCAUGUGAGCAAAAAUCCCGACACGCUCCUCUCUCGCUUUUACGGUCUGCAUAGAGUAAAAUUGCCCCGCGGACACAAAAUUCACUUUGUAGUGAUGAAUAAUAUUUUUCCACCGCACCGAGACAUUCAUGAAACAUACGAUUUGAAGGGUUCAACUGUUGGUCGCGAAUAUAAAGAAACUGAAGCGGCAGUCAAGCCACGCGCCGUGCUCAAAGAUCUCAAUUGGAUUAAUCGUGGUCGUCAUUUAGAACUUGGACCCGAAAAAAGAAAGCUCUUUGCUAAACAACUUGAAAAAGACGUCGAGUUGCUUCAACGACUGAAGAUAAUGGACUAUAGUCUUCUCGUUGGUUUGCACGACACUUCCCGCGGGAACAAGGAUAAUAUCCGCGAUGAUUUCUUUGUAUUUCAGCCUGACACAAAGAAAAUCGAGCGCACUCCAUCGAACCAUAAGCGAGAAAGUAAGGCCUCGCAAUUACGUAAAACUGUUGGUCAAGCUGCUCCUGUCAGAUUGGGCUCGUCUACCAAACUUGCGUUGGAUGCUCCCAACGAACGUCGCAAGUGUGCUUUUUACAUGGAUGAUGGUGGCUUUGCCGGUACCGAUGAAAAUAACAAUCCCACCAAUUACAUAUACUAUCUAGGUAUAAUUGACAUAUUGACUCCUUACAAUAGUGUCAAAAAGAUCGAACACGCUUGGAAGUCUGUUAAUCAUGAUAAGAAAAUGAUUUCUGCUGUACAUCCUCGAUGGUACGGUCAGCGCUUCCUGAACUUCAUGUUCAAGUCUAUCAAAUUUAACGAUGAUAUACUAAACACAAAGGUCGAAGGAAAUGAUACGAACAAUGAAGACGUAGAGAAUCCUGUUUUAGAAUCAUAA